AUGUUUUGUGCCCGGGUGGCUGUGUUGCUUAGCAGGUUGAUAGCCAGGACUAAGCAGACUGAGCAUGUUCAGCUUGCAGAUUCGGCCAAUAAUUACGAACCAGACUCAUGCUGGCUGGCGCUUGGCGCUUCUGCCUAUGCGAAUCACGCUGGACUCUGGAGUUGGAUCUUUCAGACGGUACGCCUCACCGCCAGGUGUCACCAACAGAAACAGGAGUAUACUGAAUAUCUGAGCACUUCGUCACUAAAAACUUGGGCACCCACAGAAAUAUCGAGGCACAGAGCUUACCGGUCGAUGCCCUCAAGCCAUAGACAACUUUUAAGGGUGCAUCUUAGACAGAACACUACCCCUUUCACCCCAACUUCUCAACGUCAGGCACGUCAAAAUAUCGAAAGUGUAUCAUCGUCAUCUCGCCAAGCGGCAGACGAUUUAAACAAGGGCGGCUGGGGAGAAGCAGAAUAUCUUUGUGAGAACGAAAAGCCACAAGUUUUCACACCUGUGGAGUCUGUGGCGCCCGAACAUGAGAUCCAGACCGAUAACAUACUCGUCGCCAAGAGAAUGCAGUACGAUCACAUCAACCAGAUUAGCACCGCUGGAUAUGUCAUGAUGGAAGAGAACAUUGAUACAGAUUAG
Molecule: messenger RNA, 633 nt
Organism: Colletotrichum lupini
Lineage: Eukaryota; Fungi; Ascomycota; Sordariomycetes; Glomerellales; Glomerellaceae
Exons: 6
Coding region: 1-633 (210 amino acids)
Source: RefSeq, a predicted model, not a curated record